GGCUGGCGGCGGGCGGUUCUUAACAAUGGGAAACACAAGCAGCGAGCGAGCUGGACUGGAGCGACAUGGGCAUAAGGCAUCCCGAGGGGACAGCUCAGGAGGAGCCAUCAGUACAAAAGAGGGCGAUAGACCCAAAAUCUUAAUGGAUAGUCCUGAAGAUGCAGACUUGUUCCAUUCAGAGGAGAUGAAGGCUCCAUUGGAGAAAGAAGAAUUCCUAGCUUGGCAACAGGAUCUGGAAGUGAAUGAUAAAACCCCCACACAAGCUCGACCAACAGUCUUUCGCUGGACCGGAGGAGGGAAAGAAGUUUAUUUAUCUGGGUCCUUCAACAACUGGAGUAAAAUUCCUCUGACAAGGAGUCACAAUAACUUCGUGGCAAUCCUGGAUCUGCCGGAAGGAGAGCACCAAUACAAGUUCUUUGUGGAUGGGCAGUGGACGCAUGAUCCUUCAGAGCCAGUAGUAACCAGCCAGCUGGGUACCGUCAACAACGUCAUACAGGUGAAGAAAACUGACUUUGAAGUAUUCGAUGCUUUGAUGGUGGACUCCCAGAAGUGUUCAGACAUGUCUGAGUUGUCAAGUUCACCCCCAGGACCUUAUCACCAGGAGCCCUACGUUUGCAAGGCAGAGGAGCGCUUUAAAUCACCACCUAUUCUUCCCCCCCACCUGCUGCAGGUCAUCCUGAAUAAGGACACAGGCAUUUCUUGUGAUCCUGCUCUACUCCCUGAACCCAACCACGUCAUGUUGAACCACCUCUACGCGCUUUCUAUCAAGGAUGGAGUGAUGGUGCUUAGUGCUACACAUCGUUACAAGAAGAAGUAUGUCACCACUUUGCUGUACAAGCCAAUAUGAACAUCACUGUAGCUUAUGACCAAUUGUUCUGGGCCAGUGCAGUCUCAGAAAAACAAAUCUUCUCUUAACCAAAUGUACUCCUGCUCUGUGCUGUAGCAAAUGAACUCUAAUUUCAUCUCAUUUCUGAGACUUCCAAGUUCUCCUGUAUUUGCCUUAUUUUCCCAGUCCUACCUUGGAAGUUCUCAGAGAUGGCAGCUUCAUGGCAACUAGACAGAUGGCAAAGGGUGUCAGUGCCCAUUGUCAGCUCAGUUAAAAAACCACCAAUUUAAUUAGGCUGAAAAAUGUGAGGGCAGCAACAGAUCAAAGACCUUUAGGAGCGAGGCAGAUUGUAACAAACAAGCCAGCCCAAAGUCUAGGAAGUUUGGGAUUCUUGUGGAAUCUCAUUUGAGCUCAACACUCAGCAAGAGCAAGCCCAUUGCUGCUUCCAUAACUCAUCAAACAUGCAAUUAUUUCAGUAGCAAGUUCCAAACUUGCGUGGCUGAAGUAAGUGGGAAUAUUGAUGAUCUUUUUGUAGCAGCCUUUUCUAGGCAUAAUCAGCAACACAAUCACCUACACACUCAGUUUUAUUGCACAGUAGACCGGGGAGCACUGUUUCUGAGCUCUGUAGUUUUUCUCUUCAUGAGAACUGAAAUACAGCUUUUCCUCUGGGGAAUUUCUGGUAAAGAAAGACAAUUGUUUUUAAUGGCUGGAUUUUUCCGUAAAUCAUAAAUGUGUCUUGCAGUAAUCUGCUUUUUGAAACCAGUUUCUCUUGCUGUCGCUGGUGAGGACAAUCCUCACAAUUGUCCUUAAGGACAAUCCUGUUCCUUAAGCUGGGACAGGUAGCUGUGAGGAAAUCAGUGUGUUCAGUUUAGGGAUUAGUUCUUCAGAAGGAGCCUGAAGGUGACUGUAAGUCAGCUGUGCCCAGUGCCCAAGCUUCCCCUCAGUGUAAGCAGUGGCAGUGCUGGGUACAGCAGCACCGUGCCCAUCUGUGCCCAGGGUGGAGCAGGGCCCCUGCUCCAGGUUGCAGCGUUGACCGCAGGUAUAAAACCCCUGCUGCUUCCACAGCGAGGGCUGUGGGGAUCUCUGCAACUUUUCAUUCUGUUUCUAUUUUCUAAAUGAUGAUACUGACACCGGGUUGCCUGUACUGGGUACUGACAGCCUGUUUUAUCCCAAAACACAUGCAACAUGAAUGCAAAACUGCCCGCCGGUGUGCCUCGGGCCUGCCCUGGAGCAGCCAGCUCCGGAGGCGACCUGCUGGGUCCUUCCCUCUCCUUGUUGUUUGGUGCCUGAGAGUGCCAGUGACUGUGCCAACCAUAACCAGCCCCGUCCCUCGGUGGGAAGAGCACAUUGCACAGA
This is a messenger RNA of Strigops habroptila (Kakapo), 2182 nucleotides long. RefSeq names its product protein kinase AMP-activated non-catalytic subunit beta 1 (gene PRKAB1). Gene Ontology annotation, biological process: signal transduction. Bases 26 to 847 code for a protein of 273 amino acids. Gene Ontology annotation, molecular function: protein kinase binding. Gene Ontology annotation, cellular component: nucleotide-activated protein kinase complex; nucleus; cytoplasm. The transcript is spliced from 8 exons. The record is from RefSeq and is a predicted model, not a curated record. NCBI's taxonomy places the organism in Eukaryota, Metazoa, Chordata, Aves, Psittaciformes, Psittacidae.